Messenger RNA from Argentina anserina (silverweed cinquefoil), 1937 nucleotides. RefSeq lists its product as uncharacterized. Lineage: Eukaryota; Viridiplantae; Streptophyta; Magnoliopsida; Rosales; Rosaceae. Bases 738 to 1517 code for a protein of 259 amino acids. The transcript has 4 exons. The record is from RefSeq and is a predicted model, not a curated record.
GGUGAAGUAGAUGAGACUCUUACAGUUGGUAAGUCAAAUGUAAGCACAGGUCUAUGUUUAUAAUUCUAUCUCCCCUAUGUAUUGUAUGAAUGUGAAUAUGCUAGGCAUCCUGCCUGGUUUGUGCAGUUGGUCUUUAGAAUAAAGUGUUAUCAGGUUGAUAGGAAAUUUUUUAGUAAGACAAUGCAGGACACUAGUGGCUUAACUGGUCUUCCAGUAUUUUUCUUGAUUUGAUAUCAUAACGUCAAGGCAAUGUGGCUUGUAGAUGAAGAAGUGGAUCUGUCGAAAGGCAAUGAGAGUGGAAUAUCUUUGACUGCAGAGUAGCUGAUAUACCUCGUCCCAUGUUCUUGUUAGUUGUCUUAUGCGACUAAUAUUGCUGAACUGAUGCAACACGUGCUUAUGAGUCUGAUAGAUGCCAACCUCAGAGAUUUGCAUUGCUUUCUUCACACUUUUAAUACCAAUAGAUGUAGAAUAGUCAAUAAUGCCAGAACCAAUCAUCAAAUAAUUGAGGGUCGUUAGAUCCAAUCCAAGAACAAUUAUUUAUGGUCCAUAUGGUCAUGUCAUUAUCAUCUAUGAUGAGAAAUCUAGAAGAGCCUAAUUUGACAACUGGAGGUGUAUUUUUGCCUUGCGUAUUAUUGAUCGAUUACUAUCUUGGAAGUAUAUGGGAUCUUACGGUUCUACUCACAUUCUGAGAUAAGAGGAAGAAAGGAAGCCAGUGUUGCCGCAGGAAUUGGUAAGAGAUGAUUAGCUUGGACUAUUUUCUGGUACCAGCAGGUCUCUUUGUGUUGGGAAUCUACCAUAUCUGGCUCUUCAUCACAGUUCUGCAUAAUCCCAUAAGAACUGUCAUCGGCCUUAAUGCUUACACUCGGGAACAGUGGGUCUUCUCCUUGAUGACUGACCCCUUGAAGAAUGGUGUUUUGAUUGUACAAACUUUACGCAACAACAUUAUGGCAUCGACACUUUUGUCCACAGCAGCAAUUACUCUUUGUUCUGUGAUCGUUGUAUUUGUGAGCAGCGAAUCCAGCUUCGAUAGCACUGUAUCAGUAAACUCAGUUUACUACAAUUACACGCCAUCCUUAUCUUCAAUCAAGUACUUGUGCAUUAUGCUUUGCUUUCUUGUUGCAUUUCUCUGUAAUAUACAGUCUACUAGAUAUUAUGCCCAUGUUAGCUUCUUGGGGACCGUCCCAACAUGGAAAGACAAGACAGGUUUCAUUGAUUAUGUUGCAGCAACUUUGAAUAGAGGAUAUUACUUUUGGGCUCUAGGACUACGAGCAUUCUACCUCUCGGUUCCUCUCUUUCUCUGGGUCUUUGGGCCAAUACCUAUGUUUGUUAGUUGCUGUGUAAUGGCGGUUGUUCUGUAUUUCUUGGACACAACUUCCAUCUUUGCACAACUUGUUCAUAGCCAUUUGAACGAGGAGGAAGCGAAAACCGAUGAUGUGGAAGCAAUUUCUCAAUCAUUGAGCAAUUCUGGCCGUGAGAACUUCCAACUUCGUGAUCCGCUACUGACCAGGUCCGGCUAGCAUAAAUCAGUCAAUUUUUCCUCUUAUGGCGCUGGUUAUUAUGGUCCGCAAUAUGUUUCUGUUGCUGGUUCCUAUAUUAGCAGCAGCAACAUGAGAAUUUUGGACAGCAGUGAUUCGUUAUGAUCUAUGCUUCAUUGAGCAUUUUCAUAUCUCACCUUAUUUUCCAAAAUUUUACAAUUUAGCCUGAAUGAAUGUCAUGAUUAAUGGCAGCUCCGCAAUACUUGAAAGUUUCCACAGCAUUAGGAAUUUGGACAGAAGUGUUUCGCUAUGAUCUUUGCUUGAUUGAGCAUUUACCUGUGUUGCCUUUUCCAAAAUGUUUAAUAGAUUCAUUCAGGCUGUCAUGAUUGAUGGCAGCUCCUUGUUACUCACUUAUUUGUUAAUUGUUAGUAGAAAUUUCAGUGAAUUACUUCAUCUUUUAUA